CAGCCGGCGGCUGUGUGUCGGCCCUAGCCCGCUGGGCGGGACUAGCUGCUGCGGAGCUUUCCACCCGACUUAGCCCCUUAUGAGGGCGUGAAAGGUCGCAUUCCUACUCGUGGAGCAACACCGCAGACCACUCCGCCAGCGGCAGAGAGAGAGGCUUUCACCUGUUCUAAAGGAAGCGACUAUCAGAGGAAGAAGAUGUUAAAAAUUAUAAGAAACCAUCCCAGUAAUGGAUCUCUGUCAGAAAAGUGAGACCGAUUUAGAAAAUAAUGAAAAUAAUGAAAUUCAAAACCCAGAAGAAACUGAGCUAAGCUUUACUUGUGUGGAUGAAAGAAGUGAAAAGAAUCAUGUUUACUGCCUUCUCAAUAUCAGUGACCUUACACUGGCAGAGGAUACGAGAGCUGACGAGUUUGCGAUUGGCACCGGGUGGGAAGAAGCCGUCCACGGCUGGGGAAAGACUUCUCCCACUGCCUGCGUGUGGCCCAGGAAGAAGCUGAAACAAGUGAAGGGUGUCAACAGCACCAGCAGCAGCUGCUUGCUCUGUGCCAGCCUCUCUCUGGGCAGUGAGGCGGCCAGGCCCCCCAGCGAGCCCAGGAAGGCAGAGGCCCAGGCUGUGUCUGAGGUGAGCCUGAAGAAGAAUCAGAACACAAAGACUCAGGGGCCCUUCCGGGGUCGGGGCACGACCCCCAGGGAGGCCAGCAGAACCUGCUUUCCCUCCUAUGCCCCUGAAGGAAAAAAAAGCCUGCAAAUCAAGGAGUUCAUCUGGUGCACAGAGGACUGGGCCAUCCCGGGUGUGAGGGCCGCGGCGGCCGAGCGUGCGUCCACCGUCUCUGACUAUCUGACUUCCAAAGCUGUCCUGGUCCUGCCGCCUCUGACAACCUCAUCCCAGAACCGGCCCACGGGUCCGAGUAGCUGCAGCGAAAACUUUUUCUGGCAGUCAGAAGAGGAGGCGCAGAGCGUGAACAAGGAAGAGACGGAGGCCGGUGCCCAGGGAUUGAAAACAACAGACAGGAAAAGGGACCUGAGGCCCUCGGGAUUGGCUGGACACCGUCCACUCAGUGGAGCCUGGCGUAUCCCUAUCCCUCUCCCUGCCCCUGGCCCUGGCCCUGGUCCCGGCCCCGUGGCUCGGUCCCUGCUGACCGAUGCGGAGCAGUGCUGCCUGAGCUGGUCCCUGCUGCCCCAGAGGAGCUCCGAGUGCCCCCCAUACCCCAGCACCCUCCCCUAUCUGGCCACCUUGCAGCUCCUGCAGAAACGUGGCCUGCAAAACUACAGAGACAAACUCAAAGCCAGGGGGCUGGGAGCUCCCAGGAACCCCCAGAAGUACGCUUUCCCAGAGGCCAGGCUGGAGGGCGGGCUCCCCAGCUCCCUCCUGCCGGCCCUCACCGUGAGCAGGGUUGUCAUCCCUGCCUCUGUGCACAGAGUCCUCUGACUGUGACAAUAGAGUGCCCUGAGGAGCACUGCCAGACUCUGUGUCCUUUUUCUUCCUCUUGUCUCUUGGCCGCAUGCUCUGUCCUGUCCACAUCCCAUCCUUUUGGAAAGCAGAACUGGAGGCAGCUGAACCUCCUGGGCUGGGAUUGGAUCCGGGCUCUAGAACACCAUGUCAUGGGGGCCUGCUUCUGUAGCUCGGCUCUUUGCAAACUGCAGACUGGCAGUGCCAGCCCGGCCUCUGCCUGCCUCGCCGGUCCAUGUCCGGCAGAGGCCCUGGGGAAGGUGAGCCUUGUCCUCCCAGCUGACAGGGACCCUCUGUCCUGCCCCAGAGCCCUCAGCUAAGCACUCCAGGUGACUGAGGUCAAAGUGCUUUGGACCAGACAGUAUCUGUCUGCUGCCUCAUUCACUGUGCAACGAAGAUCGGAAACAGCCGUGUACUAGAAAACGCUAGCCUGUGUCCAACUGAACAUUCUGUUGUCCAAGGUGCCACUCCCCCGUGUCAUGUCCAGGGAUGGACACCAUGUGUUGUCACUUCUGUGUCCUGGGUGCGACAUCCUCCUGUCACUACUCCUCUGCCUGGAGAUAUGACAGAAUCCAGCCAGGGAGGCAGGUUCAGAAUGAUAAUCCAUUUGAGAAAGAAAGAGAAAAAAGGUCACUUCAUGACCGUCACCCCACCGGCUGCUGCUUCCCCACGGUGUAUCCAGCGUUUGGGAGCCCUGGCGUCUAGUCACUUAGGGGUCCAGGCUGUCGCUUCCUCCUUUCUCUCAUCCUUCUGCCCUCAUUUUAUUUUACCCAAAUGCUUUCUUGAAUACAAAUUAAACAUUGUAAAUGAGUUAUAUUUUUAAUGCCAAGUGGUUCUGUCUACAGAUCCCCAAAGGAAGUAUUUUGGGAUGUGUGUAACCCUGAAGCUCUCUUUUUUUUGUACCAGGAAUUGAACUCAGGGCCUCACGCUUGCCAGGCAGGUGCUGUACGGCUGAGCUGCGUCUCAGGCCCUGAAACUCCUGUGUAAUCACACAGUUCGAGUGGCCUAAGUAGACAUACUGGAACACUGGAAUUUCCAUUUCCUCCGCGAUGAUGUGGACUGUAUUUGUAAACAUGCUUUCGUAGCUGGUCUUUGUCAUGACUGUUA
Molecule: messenger RNA, 2554 nt
Organism: Cavia porcellus (domestic guinea pig)
Lineage: Eukaryota; Metazoa; Chordata; Mammalia; Rodentia; Caviidae
Gene: CUNH16orf46
Product: chromosome unknown C16orf46 homolog
Exons: 3
Coding region: 227-1426 (399 amino acids)
Source: RefSeq, a predicted model, not a curated record